Messenger RNA from Sinocyclocheilus anshuiensis, 1395 nucleotides. RefSeq names its product sclerostin domain-containing protein 1-like. The record is from RefSeq and is a predicted model, not a curated record. Bases 47 to 637 code for a protein of 196 amino acids. NCBI's taxonomy places the organism in Eukaryota, Metazoa, Chordata, Actinopteri, Cypriniformes, Cyprinidae. The transcript is spliced from 2 exons. Gene Ontology annotation, molecular function: BMP binding. Gene Ontology annotation, biological process: negative regulation of BMP signaling pathway; negative regulation of Wnt signaling pathway.
ACUCAAGGAGCAUCUCUCCACUGGCUGUGGGUUAUUUCACAUCAACAUGUAUAUAAACGCACCCGAAUCGUGCAAUUUCAUGUUUUUAUUUUGCUUUAUAAUAAGGAGUGGUCUGACUUUGAAGAACGAUGCUACGGAGAUUUUCUACUCUCAUGUGGCCAGUCCCGUGCAGGAUGCUCAGAGCAACGCGUCUCUGAAUCGCGCGCGCUCCGGUGGAAGAGGCUUCACAGCGCACGAGAGAGAACGAAUCCCAGUCGGCUGCAGAGAGCUGCGAUCCACAAAGUACAUCUCUGAUGGCCAGUGCACCAGCACAAACCCUGUUAAGGAACUGGUGUGCACAGGACAGUGUCUUCCAGCUCAGAUGCUGCCCAACUGGAUCGGCGGAUAUGGUAGGAAGUUCUGGAACCGCCGAAACAGUCAGGACUGGCGCUGCGUGAACGACAAGACCCGCACCCAGCGGAUUCAGCUCCAGUGUCAGGAUGGCAGCUCCAGGACCUACAAGAUCACAGUGGUGACCUCCUGCAAAUGCAAAAGAUACACGAGGCAGCAUAACGAAUCGGGGGUCAAGUCUGAGGGAUACGCUCAUACCCAGAUAAAAAAGCAAAAGAACAAAGGGGGCACCAGGACGGAAAGCUAAAUGAGUCUGUGCUCGGACUGAGCUAGAUUUUUCCUUUUAAAAGAACUCAGUAUGAACGAGAGAGCUUGUGACGUCAGCUCACAGGAGCACUGAACUUUCUUUGUGCUGCCUUUGAGAGCAAGUGCAGGGCUCUGAGUUCACUGUGAAACCAGAUGUCCACUGCAGUCUUUGGAAAGAAGAGAAAAUAAAGACUAAAUAUCAUCACCAAUAUAAUCUCAAUCAACAUGCAACCAGUAGUGAAGACCUGUCCAUAAUAACGUCAAAGAGACUGACAAUGACAACUGCAUAUUACAUUACAAAUACGUUUUUUGUCGUCACUGCCUGAUGUGUGUGGUAAUCACUUGCUGUAGUAUAUACUGUAAGUCUUUGUGUUCAGCGACAAUAAGAGCAGUUCUCAAACCCGGGAAAUGCAUAGCUACAUGUAAAUUAAAUGUCUGUACAUAUACAUAUGCAAUUGUUUAUGUAAUUGAUUGUUUUGCAGGACCUUUAUGUGUAAUAUUGUGACGUAUAAGCUGAUGUAAUAUAUUUUGCCUUGACUUUGCUCUGACUUUGAAACAUUUUUAGUUUGUGCAAGCAUUAUUCGGACAAGAUAUUGCACUAUAGUGACAAUGCUCAUAUUGGCUAUUAUGGUGUAAAAGCAUUAAAAUUAAAACAUCUAAAAAUGUCUGAGUAUAAUUUACAUCUGCACGAGGUGACAUUUUGAACUCCAAAUGAUGCCUAUUAACUGAACUACAAGGUCCAUUAAAUCAAUAUAUUAA